AAUUGCUCCAUUGAUAGUCCCUUUCAGUACCAUAUUAUUAUAUUUUUCACGCCACAGUCAAGUAAGUAAUCCUCGGCGGACAUGACUAACUAUUCCAGACGGCCGUCUCCAGCGAUAUCUAGUCAACGGCGGGCCGAUAAGACGCCCUGAUAAAGCUGUGCUGUUGUCGAGAUAAGCCUGAUAGCAAGAUGCGGGGAGGAACAAUACAUCUAGACCACUCUUCUCCGUCUGUAGGAGAAUCUUUUUCCAGAUGGCGGUUUUCCCCUAGCAGAUCUCCUUCACCAUGGAUACUAUAUACGACUUGUUGGUCGUCAAUGGCAUCGUUGCUACUGCUGCUGAUGUCGGGAGCUAUGAUAUCGCCGUGAAAGACGGCAAGAUUGCCUUGCUAGCUCCAACAGGGUCCCUGGCUGGACUGACCGCUAAAAAGACAAUCGAUGCGCAGGGUGGUUAUGUGAUGCCCGGCGGUGUCGACGCUCAUGUCCACCUGGAGGAACCUGCUCUCUUUGGCGGAAAAGGAACAUCAGCCGAUACUUUUGAGUCAGGCUCCAAAUCAGCCAUCGCAGGCGGAACAACCACCAUCGUCGCAUUUGCGCCUCAAGAAAAGCAUGAACCAUCAUUGCUGAAUGUCCUCAAGCAAACACACGCACGGGCAUCAAAAGCAUGCUACGCAGACUACAGUUUCCACCUCCUUAUCUCAACACAUGGCCAACAGGGCUUAUCGGAAUUCCCCGCCUUGCGCGAGGAAGGCAUCUCAUCCCUGAAGAUCUACAUGACCUAUGAAGCAUUGCAGUUGCGGGACAGUGAGAUCCUCGACAUCCUCCUGGCUGCGCGCACCCACGGUAUCACCACCAUGGUCCAUGCAGAGAACGGUGAUGUUCUCACCUGGAUGACGAACCAGUUAGAAGCGAACCAACUCUUCGCUCCCAAGUACCACGCCACGUCCCAUCCGCAAUUGAUCGAGUCCGAAGCCACCAAUCGAGCCAUCGUACUCAGUGAAAUCAUCGACGCUCCCAUCCUGAUCGUGCACGUCUCUGCACCACCAGCUGCCAAAACCAUCCGAGAAGCCCAAACGCGAGGAUUACCAGUCUACGCAGAGACAUGUCCACAAUAUCUAUUUCUCACACGCGAAGACCUCAACCACCCAGGCUUCGAGGGUGCCAAAUGCGUCUGCUCUCCUCCCCCAAGACAGAAAACCGACCACGACGCUAUCUGGAACGGUUUACGAAACGGUACUUUCACAAUCCUCUCCUCCGACCACUGUUCCUUCCGCUACGACGACGAAGAGACAGGCAAACGCUCAGCCAUCUCAGCAGAAUACCCCGUCGGUCGAUUCAAAUACAUCCCCAACGGCAUCCCAGGCAUCGAGACCCGUAUGCCAUUAGUGUGGAAUGCAGGAAAACUCUCACCCCAGAAUUUCGUCCAAGUUACAUCAACCAACCCGGCUCGGCUAUACGGUCUAUACCCGCAAAAGGGGGCCCUAUUACCCGGCGUAUCAGAUGCUGAUAUGGUCAUCUGGUACCCUUCCAUGACGCCCUUCGAGCUAAAGAACGAAAUGCUUCAUCAUAAUGUCGAUUAUACCCCGUACGAGGGAUAUACCCUGACGCAGUGGCCUCGGUAUACCAUUCUUCGAGGAAAGGUCGUUUAUGAUCGAGAUAAUGGUGGAGUGGUUGGAGAAAAGACGUAUGGGAACUUUGUGAAGCGAGGGCCGAGUUCCCUUCCGGGUCCGAGAUCGAACGAUCCUUGGAAUGUAGAGGCUUUUUAGAAUUGUCGUUAGAUAGUUAUAGAUUAAGAUCUUGGCUAUGGGUUUAUAUUCACUGGAGUGUGACUAUAGUAUAGACAAAGGCUUUCAUGUCGGUUUCUUAAUAAAUACUAGUAGUGGCAUGUGAGACUGAAGGGGAUAUAGUCAUUCUGACUGGUCUGAUUGACCCACUACAAUGCAUCAUGAUCCAACAGCGUAGACCGAU
Molecule: messenger RNA, 1964 nt
Organism: Paecilomyces variotii
Lineage: Eukaryota; Fungi; Ascomycota; Eurotiomycetes; Eurotiales; Thermoascaceae
Product: putative allantoinase
Exons: 3
Coding region: 284-1762 (492 amino acids)
Cellular component (GO): cytoplasm
Molecular function (GO): hydrolase activity, acting on carbon-nitrogen (but not peptide) bonds
Source: RefSeq, a predicted model, not a curated record